Messenger RNA from Cygnus atratus (black swan), 513 nucleotides. Its product is annotated as feather keratin 1-like. The record is from RefSeq and is a predicted model, not a curated record. Gene Ontology annotation, cellular component: intermediate filament. Gene Ontology annotation, molecular function: structural constituent of cytoskeleton. The coding region runs from base 1 to 513 and encodes 170 amino acids. Lineage: Eukaryota; Metazoa; Chordata; Aves; Anseriformes; Anatidae. The transcript has 3 exons.
AUGGACCUCAUUCUCCAGGACUUGGAAGGCUAUUUUGCAUUUGAGGUGAGUCUGCUGGAAAAUUACGGCCUGUGUAGAGUGACUGUGGGCCUGGGGCGGUGCAGGAGAGGUAUAAAAGAGGCCCCAUCUCCUCACACUCUCAUCCACUCCUCCUGCUUCCAUCUCCCUGUGAAAGAGGUGCACCUCCUGCCCCGAGACAUGUCCUGCUACAACCAGUGCCUGCCAUGCCUGCCAUGUGGACCCUGUGGCCCCACCCCGCUGGCCAACAGCUGCAAUGAGCCCUGUGUCCAGCAGUGCCAGGACUCCAACGUCGUCAUCCAGCCUUCUCCCGUGGUGGUGACCCUGCCCGGCCCCAUCCUCAGCUCCUUCCCGCAGAACACCGCCGUGGGAUCCUCCACUUCUGCUGCCGUUGGCAGCAUCCUCAGCUCUCAGGGAGUGCCCAUCUCCUCCGGGGGCUUUGGCCUCUCUGGCUUUGGCAGCCGCUACUGCGGCAGGAGGUGCCUCCCCUGCUAA